CCGCUGCUUGCCGGGCCCCGCCUCGAGGAGGAGGGGCGGCCGCGGCCGUUCCGCCCUCAGCCGGCGCUCCUGCGGCCCAGUCGCCGCGGGCAUGGGGGAGCGCCGGGGGCGAGCGGCCCUGCAGGAGGCGGCCGAGCCGGAGCGGAGCUCCUCUCCAACUGCAGCUGAAAAUGGCUUGAAACCUCAUGAGGAGCCUCUUCUCAGGAAAAAUCCCCGUCGGUUCGUCAUCUUCCCCAUCCAGCACCCGGACAUAUGGAAGAUGUACAAACAGGCCCAGGCCUCCUUUUGGACGGCAGAAGAGGUUGAUUUAUCAAAGGACCUUCCUCACUGGAACAAGCUGAAAGCAGAUGAAAAGUACUUUAUCUCUCAUGUUCUCGCCUUCUUUGCAGCCAGUGAUGGAAUUGUAAAUGAAAACCUGGUGGCACGCUUUAGUCAGGAGGUGCAGAUCCCAGAAGCUCGUUGUUUCUAUGGCUUCCAGAUUCUCAUUGAGAAUGUCCACUCGGAGAUGUACAGCUUGCUUAUAGACACUUACAUCAAAGAUCCUGAGAAAAGGGAUUUUUUAUUUAAUGCUAUUGAAACAAUGCCUUGUGUCAAGAAGAAAGCAGACUGGGCUCUGAAGUGGAUUGAAGACAGAGAAUCAACUUUUGGUGAGAGAGUGGUUGCCUUUGCUGCAGUUGAAGGCAUCUUCUUUUCGGGUUCAUUUGCUGCUAUAUUUUGGCUGAAGAAGAGGGGCCUGAUGCCUGGAUUGACUUUCUCCAAUGAACUUAUUAGCAGAGAUGAGGGUCUACACUGUGAUUUUGCUUGUCUAAUGUUCCAUUAUUUAGUGAACAGACCAUCAGAAGAGAGAGUCCGGGAGAUCAUUGUUAACGCUGUUGAAAUUGAACAGGAGUUUCUCACAGAGGCAUUACCUGUAGGUCUGAUUGGAAUGAAUUGCACUUUGAUGAAGCAGUAUAUUGAAUUUGUCGCAGACCGGUUACUAAUGGAGCUCGGGUUCUCGAAGGUCUUUCAUGCGGAAAAUCCUUUUGAUUUCAUGGAGAAUAUUUCUCUGGAAGGAAAAACGAAUUUCUUUGAGAAGCGAGUUUCGGAGUAUCAACGUUUUGCUGUUAUGGCAGAAACAAUGGACAAUGUUUUCACUCUGGAUGCAGAUUUUUGAUGCCUUGGCAAACUAACAGUGACUGUUUCCCUCUCCCCAUCUCACUUUCUGCUGUGAAGUUGUCUCCAUUUCCUCUGCUGGAGUUGGAGUCUACUGGGAUUUUUUCCUGGGUUUUCAUGUUGUUUUUUUUUUUUUUUAAGAGUAAAUGCAUUUUGCUCUGUGUCUUUAAAAAAAAGAAAAAAAGAGAAAGGGGUUCUUUUUAAAAAAUUUAUAAAGCUUUUUAAAAGGACGGCCUUUUUAAGAUUCCCGUGGUUAAUCUGCUGUAACUGCUGUCUUUAAAGAUGAUCUGGGUACUGCUACUUUUUUAAAGACUUCAGUAGUGUUUUAAGAAAGCGAGCAGCUUAUUUACUUCAUAUUGUAGUACUUUAGUCUGAAAAACAGAUGAGGUAUCACUCUAUGUAUAUAUGUUGCUAUAAAUUAUUUUCAUGGUUACAUUUUCAUGUUUAUAAAUCUGAUCAACAGUAAAAGCUCUUCCCUUUUGUCCUGCUGCAGGUAGAGUAAUAGGGGACUCUGAGAAGACAUGAGUUCAAUAGGGUAGGAGCUAUCCCUUGUUACCUGCAAAAGUUUUUACUCAGUUGGCAAACAUGAUGGCUGUUGGUAGGAGUACAAAACAAUAUAUAUGAGUUUUGUAUUGCAGCUGUUAUCAAGCAUGUCAGCGGACCUUGAAUGGUCCUUGACAAGGCAAGCCUGUUAAUCGUGGAGAAAAAACGCAUCCUGUAGUUCUCUGGCUUGUGCUGUUUUUCACUGCUUCUAUGAACAAGUGCCUUAUAACACAGUUUGUGAUUCUGCUGUGCUGCGCAGCUGGAGCAGCGAGCACUGGGUGUUGUCUGUCCUCUCUCUGUUGUGCUAGACGGUUGGAUGUUCUCUCCUCCAUUUUGUUGUGCACUGAUGAGAGGGAGAAGGCAUAUUGUUGUAAGGGAUGGUUCCUUGGGGUGCUACAAACGAUGCUGCUUGAGCUGUGGAGAAACACCAGUAAUGUACUGGAGGUACUUCAGCUUGUUUGUUUAAUGUGAACCAUUAAAAGUAUUGUCACAGCAAAGCUUCUGCAGGAAGGUAUUAAACCUUUCAGAAACAAGUCUUGAAGUACUACGGAUUGGCAGCAUCUUACAAAGGACUGCUGUUGGUUUUUUAGCGCGUUCCAGUUUGUGCCCCCAAGAUUGUAAGUUUCUUUAUACUGCAUGCAGAGAAUGGAGCAUUUGAAGACAACCUUAAAAUAUUGCAGUGAUACUCAGAAUGGAAGGGGUAGUAUUCAUGUACAGGUGGAUUGUUUGCAAAUAGAGAGCUUUUUUUUUUUACCUAGGAUGACAUAAGUGUACAUGAGAUAGACAAAGAGUUCUACCUUAUUAAACUCAAGCAUUUUUUCACAAGAUUAAGCAAUUUGCUUAAGAGCUUUUAUAAGUCCUUUCUGUUGUUGCAAACACCUUGUGCUGCUUUAAAUAUACCUGGCAUGAGAUGAGCUGGCAGCAUUUAGUGGUUGGGGGGGUGGUAUAGGGUUAUUUCCCCACCAGCCCAGAUUAGCCAUAGCCCCAGGUAGCUGCACUCCAUGAAGUGGGUUCACUGCGAUAGCGUAGAUCCUAGUGAACCUCUUUCUUUGCUGUGAACAUUAGCAGCAAAACUGACUUUUUGUUUGGCUGCAGUAAGAUCAUGGAAUAGGUAGCGAGCAUAUGAGCAUGACAGCUUUUUGUUUUUUUCCUAGAGAAGAGCCUGCAUCAUUUGACAUGAGGUACUUGUGGGGAGAGAGGGAAACCUGGAGAAUGCAGAGAAAAAACAGAUCUGCUGUUGCUGAGUAAUGUUCUAUAACGGCAAGAGAACUGUGGAAUCGAGAGUUAAAAUCCUGCACCUUUUGCAAAUACUGUAUUGAUUUUGGAGAUGCUGUAAAUGGUUCAGUUGUUGGAGGAAUGGAAAGUGUUUUGAUGUCACUGAAAGAAAUAAAAAGCAUUUGUUUUGAGUGCUGUCAACUGAGAGUAUGCAAA
Messenger RNA from Numida meleagris (helmeted guineafowl), 3126 nucleotides. It is a transcript of the gene RRM2B, whose product is annotated as ribonucleotide reductase regulatory TP53 inducible subunit M2B. NCBI's taxonomy places the organism in Eukaryota, Metazoa, Chordata, Aves, Galliformes, Numididae. Gene Ontology annotation, cellular component: cytosol. The coding region runs from base 92 to 1153 and encodes 353 amino acids. Gene Ontology annotation, biological process: deoxyribonucleotide biosynthetic process. Gene Ontology annotation, molecular function: ribonucleoside-diphosphate reductase activity, thioredoxin disulfide as acceptor. The transcript is spliced from 9 exons. The record is from RefSeq and is a predicted model, not a curated record.